AUGUCCUAUUCUGCCAAUUCCGGAGGUUUAAUCGGACCCAGAUCUUCCGAUGGUCUUGUGGACCUUCCUCUUGGAGGUGGCUUGUUGAAUUGUGUUCUCCAAAGUCUCACAGGUCCGCUGCAAGACUUGGAUAUUCCAACCCCGCAAAUCAUCGACUUGAAGGCGAUUCCGGGUGAUGACCCGGAUCACCAAUUCCAAGCCCCUGGCCCGACCGACGUGCGUGGUAACUGCCCGACGCUGAACACUCUGGCAAACCAUGGAUAUCUUUCUCGAGAUGGUAUAACUUCCUUCGCCGAGGCCGCAAAUGGUAUCUCGAUCGCAUACGGCUUCGACUACCCGUUGUCGGUCUUUUUAUCUGCCUUGGGCUUAAUGGCAGGCGGCGAUCUAAUUUCUGGAAAAUACUCAAUUGGCGGUGCUGACUCGCGUGUUCCUAAUACUAUCGGCCCUGCUGGGGGCAUUGAUAAGCAUGGAGUCUUCGAAAUCGACGGCAGCAUCACACGCCAGGAUACAUACUUCGGGAACAAUGCCAAUUUCAUCCUGCAGCGAUGGGAGGAGUAUGUGAAAAUCGCCGACCGUAAUGGUGGACUCUUUGGGGCACAAAUGCAAGCGGAAGAUCGACUGAGUUUUCAGACUAUCAGUCCUAUUCGAUUUCUCCUAACUAAGAUGUCAAUUUCCAGGCUCUACGUUUCUCACGCUGAACGUGUCUUUGUCUAUGAAGGACUCACGAACGGGACUACCCCCAACAAGCCCGACUAUGCCAAUAUCGCUCCUUUCUUUCUCAACGAAACUUUUCCCGAGAACUGGUACCGUCGUGGAGAGGCGUUCACACUGGCUUCCACUUUGGCCGAAGCUCUCGACCUCUUUCUCCUGCAGUCGCGUGAGCUAGGUGCGAAUGAGGGACUGAAUAAUUUCGUUCCACUUGAGCUUGAUCUCGGUUCAAAAACUGUUCCUCAAUUGGGGUGCUUCCUAGUUGAGAAUAUCUUUGACGUUGUACCCGAUCAAGUUCAGCCUACCAUUGCUGAUAACUAUGAGCUAUUCGAGGGAUUUGUCAAAGGCAUUCUUGCACCUCUGGUCACGAAUGAUGGUUUCUUCAAUUGUCCCACGAUUAAUUUCGUGAAGCCAGGUGAAAAUGCGGAUCAUUCGGAGAAUGGAAGUCAAAGUGCGCAUGGUUCUCUGAUUAAUGGUGCUUAUCCCGGCAUUGGCAUCAUAAAGCCAGACUCUGAGCCGUCUUAUAUCAAUUUGGAUUUUGGGAAAUCUGAAAGUAAACAGAGGGUAAAUGAGAUAUCUAUUGACAGGUAA
Molecule: messenger RNA, 1299 nt
Organism: Penicillium waksmanii
Lineage: Eukaryota; Fungi; Ascomycota; Eurotiomycetes; Eurotiales; Aspergillaceae
Exons: 4
Coding region: 1-1299 (432 amino acids)
Molecular function (GO): peroxidase activity
Source: RefSeq, a predicted model, not a curated record